GUGCUGGUUCCCCUGUGCGAGGUUCUCCGGUACGCAACACUGGUGGACUCGGUGGUGGGAGUAAUGCCCCAACGCCGUCGCAAAUGGCAAGUAGUGUUUCGCCGCCAAGUAAGGCACACAUGAGAAACGCUAGUAUGGCCUCUAAUGCGGCGAAGAAUGAGCUAGAAGGCGUCGGUGGGACUGGGACGCCAGUAAAGGCAAAUUAUCGCACUACUGGUGGUAGAGGUAGUGGUGUAGGCUCAAGUAGUUCUGCAUCACCGAGUCGGAAGCCUUCUACCAGUUCUACAACUACAGGCGCUGCUGCUCUAGAGAACACCUUGGCCACUAAGACUGGGAGCGGAGCAGUUGUAGGGACUACAACAGCGUCAACAUCUUCAUUAACGCCUUCUAGGUCCAAGAAUGCUCCCUACGCCAAUGCUGAAGACAAAGCCCCUCCGCCACCAGCAGUGGAGGGAUCCACCUCAAAAUCCUCAACCAGCAGCUCUUCAUCUUCGAGGAAGAGCUCACCUUGCGAUGCUCCAGACGAAGUGUCGCCUGCAAGGCUCCGCGUCUUGCAAGCAAGGCUGUCUAAACUGUCGAAAGAACAGAGUGCCUCUAGGGGAGGUGGAGGACGAGACUUUUCCGGCAGAAAGAAUUCAAAUUCUGUUGGUAAUACAAAAAGUGCUGUGAGCAAUAGUGCCAGUGUGAGUGAACAAGUAGAAGAGGCUGCUGUAGUGAAGAUGAACAAGAAAAGCAGCACAGAAGGAGGAGGUGAGAUUAGAAAGGGUGAUGGCGGAGACCACGGUACUAUUGCCAAUACUACAAGAAAAGAAGGGGAACAAUCUUCAGCAAAAACUUCAUCCUCUACUGGAACAUCUCCUACCAAAGCAAUAGAACAAAGUGCCAAGACGACUUCUACAGAACAUCAAUCUUCUUCGAGCUCCUCGUCUGCUCCGAGCAAGAGAAGACCAUCAAAUCAAUCUUCAGCAGCAUCUACUUCUACUUCGUCCACGUCUCCCAAUAAACAUCUUCAACUACAACAUGGAGCUCAACAAGACCAGCAAAACGCGGCCUCGGAUCCAACAGAGCCAUCCCAGCCAGACGAUUUUGUCUACGUGAAUCGCUUUCCGCAGAUGUAUCACAUAACGAGGAAGGAUUUGCUGGCGCGCAAUCUACAGGGACUACGAAAGUCCCUACCGGACGAUUACAAUUAUGUCGAGGAUAGAAUGGAUUCCAAAUGAUCAGCUUAUCUCAACUUCUUCCCACUAACUCAAUACCUUAUUCUAAUCCCUAUCCCACUUCUCUCUAAUCCCCUACCUACUGUCCAACUUCUUCCUACUACCUCAAUAACUUACUCUAAUCCCACUUCUUUCCGCCAACCUACUGUCUAUCAACCGAUCGUCGCGACUUAACGAAAUAUCUAGCAGCGAGACUGCUUCCAGCGGGACAGAGGGUACAACAAGGCGAUUUCUGCGUGGAUCAUCCACAUCAAGGGGGCACUUCAUCUGAUUAAGGCAUCUUCAUGAAUCUGUUGGGAGUCCAUCUUCGAGCUUCCACCCAAGGCCUUCCUCUAGUGGUCUCGACUGCGGGUCUAGAUGGAGAGGGCCUUCUCGUCGCCCUCUAGAGGGAGAGGAACAGGUCUACUAAGAGGAACCCCUCUAGAUGGAGAGAGACAGGUUCUAGGAUCAUCAAACCGGGAAGCUCUAAUCCGAGAGUGGCUUGAGUAAAACUGUGGAGAAGCUGUCGAUCAGGUCUGCAGGCCUGAGCAAUCCGAACCUUCUUGGACCCCAGGCUGGAGCAGGGUCGCCGAAUAAAGAGCGGGAGGUUAUGACACUGUUGACAUCUCUGUGCUACUUUGACUUGUUUGUCUUAGAAGAGUCGAUGUAGUGGGAAAUCUGGAUCAAGAACGCAUUCUAAAACCCUAGGAUCCUUGACAUCAUCCCCAACCAAGGCAGCUGCAGAAGAUGCGGGAUCGAAUGCAGGCAGCCCCACAAAGGAAGGGGCGCUAGAGCAACUGGAAGACGAGGCUGCUGCUAAAGGAAGUGGGAUGUUAUGGAAAUUGGGUGUUCUUGCUGAUUCGUUCAUCGGAUAGUAGUAGUUGUUUUUCGCUCACGGUCGUCUAAGUGCAACAAGAAUGCAAUACCAUGAAUCUCGUACAGACAAGAUCUGUGUGUAACCAGGAGCAGAUCAAUGUAAGGUUUGUGGACGAUGUGACCGUUCUUUAUGUUGUGGAUCCAACUUCUCUGUAGUCGCUCAUGAUUAUCUCCUCUUCCUCUCUCGUCCUUCAUCCCCUUGGUUUCGCGGUCUCAUGGGUGGCCGAUAUAGUCAGGAGCGCGCUCGCCAACGCUUGAUGAAAAGUAACCCUGACUUGGCUGCGGUUUUGGGUUCUCCUUUGAGCGCUCUAGACGACGCACCACCAUGGCUAGCUGCCAAGACACCAGGUGGGAAAGACGAAGACUUAGACUCUUUCAACGGUGGUGGAGGAGAUGUGGAUGGAGAGUUACGAAGUUUCUUUUGAGUCUUUUGGAAGCGAGCUUCGUUGUGCACGAUCCUUGAUAGAUCAAAUUUUCAGAGAAUUGCUGCGCGAGCAGUGUGAGUCGUAAUGUUUGCGGUGCUUGGUGUUGGUCGUGCUACGUAUUGUACGUGUAACUAUCCUCUUCUUUCUUGCUCUACUCCUCUAACGCUGAGACGCAUGAUCAUGACACCAGGUGGGACGCGAAUUCCUAGAGAGGACGCUGACAACAGUCCCUUAGCUUUGUUGAAGAAAAACGUGCUAGCGGGAAGCAGUGAUAGUGCACAAGUUAUGGUGAGUGAUCGACCGUUUGUAUCUUCAGCUCUCUACAUCUCAUGUUUGUCAAAUUUUACUUGUUGAUGACGGAAGAUCCAUACGCAUGCGACUAGCCGCGCCAUUAAUUAUGGGUUGUCCUGCGUCUGCUGUGCCUCGACACCUCCUUUUUCAUACCCAAAGCCACCGACAAAAAGAGUCAGCGGUGCACGUUUAUCCUGAAGCCUGUGGACGCGGCAAAGGGAAAUGGGAUCCGUCUGCUGCAGAUUUCACAAGACGCCUUUCGACAGGGCGUGUGGCUAGAAGACAUUCUAAAAAAAGUGGAGUCGAUCUUAUGGGACAGUAGUAGAGUUGUUUUAUUCGGUAACCAGUUUUUUUUCAUUUUCCUCCUACUUACCCUCCUCACCCUCUCCAUUCUCGUUUACGUUAUAUUCGGCACUGACUAGUAACAAGAGGAUAAAGUUUCGGCCUCUCAUUCUCUUACAACUCCUUCUGGUGGUUUUAAUUUUGUUCAUCACGACGGACUUACUAGGGAAAAUUGUACCUACUGCUGCCUGUGGUGGAGCGAGAUUCUCAAUUUGUUCCAGAUGAUAUUAAGGUUUUCAUCUUCAUUUCUAGUUCAUCUGCUUCCACACUUGUUGCACAUCACCCUUCCACCCCGCCGUCCCACGACCUCACAUCUUCAUUCUCCAUCGUCGCACCACCGACCAUAAAUCGCGGGAUGACAGAGCAACAAUUCUACCAGUGGAUGCAUGACCAAGGAGUUGUGGUGGAUCGUUCUACCAACACCAUCAUGCACCCAGGCUUACAUAGCGAGAGGACGCUUGCACAACACCGUUUGAUGAACAGCGGGAAGAAGAAUGCAAGUACUACACCAGGAACAAGCAAUUCUAAUCUUUCAGGAAGCACUGGCACAGGAGGAGCAAACGAUGAUCAUUGCGGUUCUACUGCUGGAGGUCGUUCCCCUGCCAAGAUGCCGGACACGGUUGUGCCUGGACAGAAGUGCAAUCGAUUCUUGUUGCAGAGGUAUAUCACAGCACCCGCUACAAUGGAGGAGGGGGUGAAGUGGGACUGCCGAGUCUACGUGCUGAUCACGGCCACAAGGCCAGAGUUGAAGGCGUAUUUGUUUUUAUGGCAGAGGUACAACACUUCUUGAAGUGCGCGAGAGGUUAAAAAGCAUUGUUGGUAUUGACAGAAGAUGUUGAUGUUGACAGAAGAUGUUGAUGUUGACAGAAGAUGUUGAUGUUGAACAAAUAAUCGCUCAUGAUGGCCAUCAGAUCAACACUGAACGAUCGAAUUUUACUUUACUACUUACUACUCUAUUUCACACUCCUUCACCCCCUUUCCCUGGACACGCAAUACUUCUUCCUUCUUCAUUCUCUGACGAAGGAUUUGCGCGUUUGUGCACGCAGGGAUACAGCAAACCACGACCUCGGAAUCUGGAUACAUUUCAGAAGCAUUUGACGAAUUUCAGUAUCAACUGGAAGGACGACAAUUUUGAUGACACUGGGGAACCGCACACAGGCAGCAAAAGGAGUUUGAAGUGCGUGUUGGAGCAGGUAUUCUUUUUGUAAGAACUUGGGUGUGUGAUGAAAACGACGAUGUCGCGUUUGAUCGUGGGUAAAAUAAACUAAGAUGUGACUGUGGUUGGCUUAGUUGUGCUUGAUUCUCAUCCACCUACAACAAUUGCAUGUUGUACGUUUACGUUGACUAUCAUUUCAUCACAAUGUCGCCGUGUAAUAAUUAUAACACGGCGGAUGCAUCAACGGUGGGGCUUGCAGAGACUUGUAUCUCACGGUGUAGUGAAGAUUAGAAUUUUUUGUAAACAUACAUGUAAGUAUCUUUUUCCUCAAAAAGAGCAGCGCUCACAAAUCAUCGAUCCCACCAGAUUUCCCGAACCUACUGUAUUCCUGUGGCAAGGUUAUGGCUGCCAAUUGCGGAUGUAGUGGCCAAGACGCUACUAGCUGUAGCUCCGAAGUUGGAUGUGGCAAAUCGGCGUUAUUUCCCGAAAAACGUCCGCUCCUUUCAACUCUUGGGAUUCGACGUCAUGUACUGAGCUUAAGUACUACAAAUUCUCCCAUGACUCUGACAGUUGUUGAUAGCAGAUGCGAGAUUGGAAGCUUUUCGACUCUGGUAUUGCAGUUGCUGGUACGCCGCAAGAACCCGUUGAAGACAGUUAACUUCUCGACUUUGUAGGAAGAUCAUUGAUGCUGCUGAUGUUGUCCUCUGGUUCACAAAUCAUCUUUAUUCUGCGACAUUCGUACUUCUGGUGCAUACCGCAACAUCACGUGAUCAUUAUCUGGUAAGUAUUACUUACUAUCACAUCUUCUUCUUCACUCUCCACCAAUAACGCCGUAGGUUUCACUCCGAUUUCUCGAAAUGUUGGCUUCUCGAAGUAAACCACGAUCCCUCGCUAUCGGUGUUGACGUAUAUAGAUCGAGUUAUCAAAGGCAAGCUGAUAUCGCAAAUUUUUCAACUCGUUGGCGCAGUUGAAGGCGAGCCAGAGCGUCUAGCAGAGCCUGGGACUCUCAAGACGCAUGAGGAAGUCUUAUGGAAGGAACUGAGGCUCGCUUACCAUUAAACUUUUGAGAUUCUAAGAUCAUUGUCCUGCGGAAGCGGAUCGUCGAAUAAAGAUCGCACUGUCAGUGUGGAAGAUAUUCACAGCUUAGAUGGAACGUUCAAGAUCAAUGACCGAGUCUCUGGUUUUUGUUUUUUCUAGAGAGGUGCCCCACCACAAGCACAACUAUUCUCAAGAGUUGCUUCGUUCGAGCAAGAGCAAGUAAGUACUCUUGCUCCUCCAUACUUGUCCCACUGCCUAUCUAAUGCUUCCAAGCGACCAAACGUCCGCCACGUCUCCGAGCAAACCGAUUCUGACCGGUGCAGGACCGUCGUCACAGGUGUCGCGUAGCAGUUCCGAUGAGGAGGGAUCUGAUCAGAAGAAGCUCUCGUGUCGGUCUCGACCGGGCCUUCUUUCUCGAGAUAGCGAGGAUGAAUACACGAAACGACGCGAAGCAGCGAAGAGACGCAAGCAUAAGGGCAAUACGAAGCAAAAGAUGCUACAAGUGUAUCGCCAGAUGUGGGAACAGUACUACUUAUAAUGUAGUAGGUACUUUUGUAAGCAGCAAUACUUGUUAUAGAAUUCACCAAGAAUGGUUUUUCAUGAUCGCACCUUCAAAUCCAGUUGUAGCUGUUGAUGUAGCUAGGUACUAGCGAUUUCUGUUUGUCUGACCAAGGACGUAUCUAUUCGACACACACGACUUCCCUUAGGUCCAACAAUAGCGAGAGCGAGUAUAGCGAGUAUGAGGACGAGACCAGUGAGAAGGGCGUCAAUCGGCGAGGCAAGAAGCAUUCCCACAAGGGCUUGCUGACAGAGAAUAUUACGAAGUUCUACGCCACAGCGAACUUCAUGUACCUUCUGCCGAUAACCGAGGAGAUGCACGGUCCUCAGUGCUACGGCAAAGCCCAGCAGAUUCGGCAGCUUGCAACACAGCAUGCAUCCAAGUGGUUGGAAUUUUCGGCAGAGCACCUUUACGACAAUGAAGCUGCAAGUCCGCAGAAGUGAAGAAUCUGCGUGGGCAACGAGGCAAGGAGUAGAUUUCGGAAAUGGCGCAUGGCGUCGUGAGGAAAGGAGCAUGUGUAGGGUUUGAGUUGAACAUUCCGUUUGUUUCAUGCAUGAUAAAUAAGUUGUAGUUCCAAGGAUUAGCAGUAGAAGCGCAUUUUUUGUAGUGAAUGGAUUGUAGUAUCAUCAUCUUCAUCUACAUGUGCCUCGCACAGGCACUACUUCAUUUGGAUUUUUCGUAGGCAAGUUUUGGCUACAGUUUUUUUCUGACAGAUUCUUGAGUUGCAGUUUUUCUCUGUAUUUUCCUAUUCCAUGAAGAUUUGAACAGUAUGUAUUCAAACAAUGUGAAAGAAUGAGCACAUCGACGCACCGGAGGCUAUUUGCCAGUGCUUGCUACUUACUCCUAACAUUUUUCAUCUCUGAUCAUUUUUGCGCGUCAAAGAAGGGUCAAAGCAUGUGGGAACGGCGAGGUAAUUAU
This is a messenger RNA of Amoebophrya sp. A25, 6801 nucleotides long. Lineage: Eukaryota; Dinophyceae; Syndiniales; Amoebophryaceae. The record is from the annotation of a GenBank genome assembly.